AUGGCAAGGUCACGUACCGCUUCUUCGGCCGAGCAGCAGCACAGACCGAUGAUGGAUCAGCUACAUCUUCGGAGGCUGUGUGGAGGUGGCAGUGGUUCUCAUACGCAGUAUUCUGAUCAGCAGUCCUACAGUGCACCACCAAUUCCUAUCCGUGCACCGCUGCUCCAGAGUUUUCAGGAUGAAAUUUCUGAUAGUGUUGAGUAUGUUAGUGAUUCAGUAGAAUUGUGGAGAGAAUUGGAAGAUCGAUAUGAUCCAACGAACGGUGCAAAGCUGUAUCAAAUCCAAAAGGAGAUCAAUGAUCUUGUUCAAGGGUCUUUGGACAUUACUACCUACUACACGCGAAUGAAAAGACUAUGGGAAGAGUUGAGCAAUCUCAAUGCAAGGUCCCAGUGCACUUAUGCUUGUACGUGUGGCUCAAAGGACAAUAUGCAUAAGGCAGAGCAGGACAGGCGACUUAUUCAGUUUUUGAUGGGAUUGAAUGAAGUGUACACGACAAUGAGAGGAAACAUUUUGAUGAUGAAGCCCUUACCAUCAUUGGCACAAGCCUUUUCUUUGUUGGUGCAAGAGGAAAAACAAAGGGAGUUCAAACCAAGUAGUCAUUUGAACCUGGAGUCUACCUCACUUCAUGUGAAUACUGCACCUUCACAACAUCAAAAUCCCUUUGGAGCUCGAAAUUUCAAGACACACUAUACAGUUAACUCAGGUCAAUCCAGGGGUCGACCAUUCUGUGACUACUGCAAGAGACCUGGCCAUACAAAAGACAAAUGUUACAAGUUACAUGGAUAUCCCCAGGGCAAUUCCUACAACAAUCAA
Molecule: messenger RNA, 813 nt
Organism: Nicotiana attenuata
Lineage: Eukaryota; Viridiplantae; Streptophyta; Magnoliopsida; Solanales; Solanaceae
Exons: 3
Source: RefSeq, a predicted model, not a curated record